Perca fluviatilis (European perch) is the source of this 2380-nucleotide messenger RNA. RefSeq names its product steroid 5 alpha-reductase 3 (gene srd5a3). Gene Ontology annotation, biological process: polyprenol catabolic process; dolichol-linked oligosaccharide biosynthetic process. Gene Ontology annotation, molecular function: 3-oxo-5-alpha-steroid 4-dehydrogenase activity. The transcript is spliced from 5 exons. NCBI's taxonomy places the organism in Eukaryota, Metazoa, Chordata, Actinopteri, Perciformes, Percidae. Bases 45 to 1016 code for a protein of 323 amino acids. The record is from RefSeq and is a predicted model, not a curated record. Gene Ontology annotation, cellular component: endoplasmic reticulum.
UGUGACCGUUUCCCGACGGUCUCUAUUCUGCGUCGCACAAAACAAUGUCCACAAGCUUGAAAAUGAGUUGGGGUUCAGUUAGCUACGCUUUAAGCUUUGCUGAUGUUUUAUGGUCGUUUCUGGCUUUAUUUUUCCUUCUGGCGUUCUGUGCUCACAAAAUCUCAUUGCACCUGCCGAGAAAAUAUGAAACAUGUCGUCUUUACAUGUUAUUUCAGGAUCUUAUUCGGUACGGAAAAACCAAACAAAACCUCAAAAGAGACGACUGGCUGCGGGCAUUUGACGUCCCAAAAAGGUGGUUCUGGCAUUUCUAUGCCAUCUCUGUUGGCUGGAAUGGUCUUCUCCUGGCCUUCUACCUGAUCUCCAUAUUCCAGCAUCAGUCAUACCCGUUAUUGCUGACUGGGGUAUUAGACUUUUUGACAGGUGUUCCCAGCACUGACAGUCAAGUCCCACAGCUGUCUACUCUGCUGGUGCAGCUGCUGCUCUGCGUCCACUCCCUCCGGAGGCUGAUGGAGUGCCUGUUUGUCAGUGUCUUCUCUGAUGGAGCCAUGCAUUUGGUGCAGUAUGUGUUCGGCGUGUGCUAUUACAUCGCAAUGGGGUUGACGGUGCUCUGUUCGGAUCGUCUGGGAAAAGGGACUGGAACCCUCCUCUCUCAGCUGGACUGGUUUCACUUGGCUGGAAGCUCACUUUUCAUUGGAGCGUCACUGAUGCAGCAUCAAUCCACUGUCCUGCUGGCCAGGCUUCGCACUGGAAAGUCAGGGAGAGUGGAAACGCUGGCUCACAGAGUGCCAGAGGGAGGCUGGUUCGAGCUGGUGUCAUGCCCACAUUACCUCGCAGAGCUACUGAUCUACGUCUCACUGAGCUUGGUUUUCGGAGGCCUGUCUCUUACCUGGUGGCUUGUUGUUCUUUAUGUGCUGUUCAACCAGGCACUAGCAGCACAGCUUUGUCAUGAACUUUAUAUUAGCAAAUAUGAGUCAUAUCCGAGGCAUAGAAAAGCAUUUAUACCUUUUGUGCUGUGAGUUGUUAUUGGUGUCUUCUGUUUUGCGUUCCUUUUCUGGAACUGUAAAGUCCCAGAAAAAUGUCAGAGACGCCUGGUGAUAUGAAGGUGUGGGAGUAAAACUCACCUCCUUCUGAGCACUGAUUGACAAAGUGUUCUCGACUAAUGAAGCUGCUCAAUAGCCAACGGGACAAAAUGGACUGUAGUCAACAGCUCCCGAUAGUGAAUGUGAGGCCUGGCAGUGCUGCAGUAACAUUCUUCCACAGCAAAAGUCUCUCCAGGUGAGAGGUGAGCUGUUGUGUCAUCAAUGUCACCAAAAAUCACUUGUUCUUUUAUGAAAUAAAGGAUAAAAUGGGAAGUGUACUUAAUGUGAGAAUGUUGAGAAAUGGAAAUAUUCGAUUUUCUGUAAAACAAAAGGCCAAAAAACAAAAGCUAUGAGAGUCCGCCAUCUCAUUAACAGGCCAAUUGAAUGCUUUGUUCCUGCAGGUAGAGAUGUUAAGGGAGUAAUAUAAAUUAACUCUGAUAUUACCGAGAGUGCCAUAGUUAAACAUUUACAGAGAGCUGAGAUUGAGUCUGCCAGUAGGUUUAAAAAAAGAUGGCACAGCUGUGUUGCUUACCUGUUAAGCAAGAGAGCAUACCACCAAGAGUAUACAUGGGGUAUAUGAGUUUCCCAGUGAGAGAGUACAGACGUCCUCCAUUGCGAUGCUACAAGUGUCAACGGUUUGGGCAUGUGGCAGCUGCACGUAGAGGGAAUAAGAGAUGUGGAAAGUGUGGGGGGGACCGUGACUUUGCACAAUGCCAGGUUGUGGAAACAAAGUGUUGCAAUUGUGGUGGUAACCAUAUAACUUCUUUCAGGGGGUGUGGGUAUCCUAUAACAGCUGUGGAAGUGGAAAAGAUUAGAGCUGGAGAGAACAUGUCUUAUGCAGAUGCUUUAAGAAAAGUGAAGGGCUCAGGGGAAACUAACAGGCCCUGCACUGCCAGAAAAAAGGGGAACAAUGCAGAUAAAGGAAAAGCAGUCACUUCUUGCAUUCAUGGUAGAUGUGAUAUGGGCAGCUAGACAUAUAAAUAUAACCAAAAGGUCAGAUGCUAUUAAGAUUGUAGUAGAGGCUGCUGAAAGGUUUCUUGAGGAGGUAGAACUAGGCCCAGAGGAGUCGCACGUGUUCAUGAGACAGAAGUUGGAGGUGCAGGAGAGAGGGAGGGAGAGAGAAAGGAGGCCCACGGGUAGGAGUGAGGAAAGUGGUAAAGAGGCGGAAAUGGAUGUGAAUGAACGUGAUGAUAAUUAAUCUGUUGAUGUUUUACAUCUUGCAAUGGAAUGCAAGGAGCUUAACUGCAAAUGGGCAGGAGUUUAAAAGAUUUGUGGAUGUAUUUAAAGGAGAGUGUAAACCA